CUGAGAUAGCGUUUAUUGUACAUUUUGGUGGUCCGCUUACCUUUAUUCAGGAUGGUACAGUAACCCUGUCGGUCUACAAGACGCUGUUCAUUUCUCCUGGACUUCUUGUUGUACCAUGGCUCGGCGGAAGGCUUUGUGCUGUGGCCUGAACUCUCUGGAGGUCAUCCUCAUGGUUUUGUUUGUGGUCAUGACUGCAGUAUCUGUGGGGCUCAUCACAGUCAUGGCCAUCCCCUGGGAAGACCAAACACAGGGACCAGAGCCUACAGAAGAACCGAAGGAGAACCCGUACCUGAUAGGUGUAGGCAGGGCAGACUGCACAGGGCCGCCUGCUGAUAUCCCCCUGAUGGGCUAUGCACACUUGGAGCAGACUGCUGGGGGCAUCCACACCCGUCUCUUCAGUAGGGCCUUCAUAGUGGAUGACGGGAGCAAGAGGGUGUUGUUUGUUACCGCAGACAUCGGCAUGGUCUCUCAGAGGCUACGGCUGGAGGUGCUUAAGGAACUCGAGUUGAUAUACGGGAACAUGUACAGGCAGGACAACGUGAUUCUUAGUGGUACCCACACGCACUCCGGUCUGGCCGGCUACUUCCAGUACACCCUCUUUAUGAUCACCAGUAAAGGAUACAUCAGACCGUCCAUCCAAGCCAUCGUGAAUGGAAUUGUCAAGAGCGUUGUUAUAGCGCACAGGAAUAUAAAGCCUGGGAGAAUCUACAUAAGCAAAGGAGAGCUUGAGGAGAGCAACGUAAACCGAAGUCCAUACUCUUAUCUGAACAACCCAGCAGAGGAGAGGAACAAGUAUAAAGCCAACACAGACAAGCAGGUGACACUUCUGAAGUUUACAGACCUGGAUGGAGAUGGUAUAGGCAUGCUCAGCUGGUUCGCUGUCCACGCUGUCAGUAUGAACUACACCAAUCGCAUGGUCAGCAGUGAUAAUGUGGGUUAUGCCUCUUACCUUCUGGAACAGGAGAAAAACAUUGGCUCCUUGCCUGGAGAGGGACCUUUCGUGGCUGCCUUUGCCUCUUCAAACCUUGGAGAUGCAACCCCCAAUAUCAAAGGGCCCUUCUGUGCCAACACUGGGGAGGCCUGUGAUUUCCUCAACAGCUCUUGUCCAGUUGGAGGGACAAAAAUGUGUAUUGGACUGGGUCCAGCAGGAUCUAACAUGUUUGAAAACACCAAAAUCAUAGGAGAGAACAUUUACAAAAGGGCCAAGGAUCUGUAUGGUAAAGCCAGUCAGGAGGUACGCGGGCCCCUCCAUGCAGCCCAUCAGUGGGUCAACAUGACCGAUGUGACCGUCCAGCUCAACUCCACACACAUGGGCAGAACCUGUAAACCAGCUCUGGGCCACAGCUUCGCCGCAGGGACUACUGAUGGAGGAGGCGACCUCAAUUUUACACAAGGGGCUGUUGAUGGUGACCCAUUUUGGGAUGGCAUUCGAGAUGCUCUGCUUGGAGCUCCUUCCAAUGAGACACAGGACUGCCACAAACCAAAACCUAUUCUCUUUAGCACUGGAGAGAUGAACUGGCCCCUCCCCUGGCACCCAAGUAUCGUGGAUGUCCAGAUGAUCACUAUAGGACCUUUAGCAAUUGUGGCUAUCCCUGGAGAAAUGACCACAAUGUCAGGGAGGAGGAUAAGAGAGGCUGUCAAGCAGGAACUGGAGGCCCAGGGCACAUUCCAUAACACAGAGGUGGUUGUUGCUGGCCUGUGUAACAUCUACACUCAUUACAUCACCACAUAUGAGGAGUAUCAGAUCCAGCGUUACGAAGGAGCGUCCACCAUCUUCGGGCCUCAUACGCUCUCGGCAUACAUCCAGAAGUUUAGAGGCCUGGCCAAGGCCAUUGCAGAGGGGAAAGAGCAAGAGCUGCCCAAGGGUCCCGAGCCACCUUUCUUCAAGGAUGGUCAGCUGUUCAAUUUGCUUCCAGCUGCACCCAUAGACAAAAAGCCAGUCAACACCACUUUUGGAGAGGCUUUACAGCAAGUGAACCCAGAGUAUAGGGUGGGCGAGGUGGCCUCUGUAACAUUUGUAGCAGGGAAUCCAAGACACUCGGGAGACAUGAGGGACAAGACUUUUGUCACUGUGGAAAGGUAUCACAACAACACAGCAACCUGGGAGGUUGUUCAUACAGAUGCAUCUUGGGAGACAAGGUUUCACUGGGUGAAGAAUGGAGCAGAGAGCAACACCACCAUUGAGUGGCAUAUCCCCCUGUCAGCCGAGCCUGGCUCCUACAGGAUCCGGCACUUUGGACACUACAAGCAGCGCAAGGGGAUAUUCGACACUGUCAUCACAGCGUACGAGGGCGCAUCUGGCGUCUUCAGAGUCUCCGAAAGGACCAGUUAUUACUGACCGCUGAUCAGUGAGGGAGACACACUAUCGUCUACACCUCAUAAUCCCUAACAUGAGGAUUCUAUAUCUUCUCUAUGUCAACGCAGUACAAUUCAUGUAUGGUACAAAGCACUGAAAAACGUCCAUGCUCGUAUGUAUAUGAAGUUAGUAUAUGAGUUUAAGUCCCAAAUUUGGGCUGCACUCAGUUGGGUGUAGGGGAAAAUAUUUCAGUGGCUGCUCUUUUUGAGGAUUUUCAGUCCGCCAGACUUAAAGAUGCAGUGUGUUUCUUCUAGACACUCGGAUCACAAGCAUCAGGGAAAUUUGGUUUUGUUUAGUUAGUUCAAAAUGUUAUUAAUUUGGACAAAAUCCCAUAGUUCCCAUGCUAGUCCCAUGGUGCAUUACAGAACAGAAGAUAAUAAAAUAAUGACAAAAACGCCACAGUAUUUUUUUCAUAUCACCAAAUCUCUGGUUUAACAUUUAUUAUGUGCUCUUCGCAGGUUUUCAGUAUGUAAUUAUGUGCUGUCCCAACUUUAGUUGAAUGGAUUCUGGAAGUAUUGUGGCUCAUUUCUUAAUUUUGUGUAGAAAAAAGGUGUAUUCAAUAAAGUGAAUAUAGCAAGUU
Messenger RNA from Esox lucius (northern pike), 2936 nucleotides. RefSeq names its product N-acylsphingosine amidohydrolase 2 (gene asah2). Gene Ontology annotation, cellular component: extracellular region. NCBI's taxonomy places the organism in Eukaryota, Metazoa, Chordata, Actinopteri, Esociformes, Esocidae. Gene Ontology annotation, biological process: ceramide catabolic process; sphingosine biosynthetic process; long-chain fatty acid biosynthetic process. Bases 116 to 2338 code for a protein of 740 amino acids. The transcript has 21 exons. Gene Ontology annotation, molecular function: N-acylsphingosine amidohydrolase activity. The record is from RefSeq and is a predicted model, not a curated record.